Molecule: messenger RNA, 317 nt
Organism: Cimex lectularius (bed bug)
Lineage: Eukaryota; Metazoa; Arthropoda; Insecta; Hemiptera; Cimicidae
Exons: 2
Coding region: 39-278 (79 amino acids)
Source: RefSeq, a predicted model, not a curated record
UCAAUAGGUAUCAGUCUUUAAACCAGGCUACAUCAAACAUGAAAUUCCUUGCAGUCGUUCUUUUCGCUUUGGUUCUCGCAGCCAGCGGCGAACAACCCAGGGACAAACGUGCCCUUCUUGCUUCCUACUACGCUUCGCCGUAUGCUGCGCCCUAUGUAAGCGCUCCGUAUGUUGCGUCAUCAUAUUAUACAGCACCGUACUUUGCUGCAGCUUCACCAUACUACGCUCCUAGCUAUGCUGCCUCCUACGUUUCUCCUUACACAGCUGCUUAUUUGUAAAUAACUGUUGUUAAGCAAAUUAAAUUUGAAUGAAUUAAA